Phyllostomus discolor (pale spear-nosed bat) is the source of this 2699-nucleotide messenger RNA. RefSeq names its product Rh associated glycoprotein (gene RHAG). Bases 1 to 1290 code for a protein of 429 amino acids. The transcript has 10 exons. Gene Ontology annotation, cellular component: plasma membrane. Gene Ontology annotation, molecular function: ammonium channel activity. Lineage: Eukaryota; Metazoa; Chordata; Mammalia; Chiroptera; Phyllostomidae. The record is from RefSeq and is a predicted model, not a curated record. Gene Ontology annotation, biological process: ammonium transmembrane transport; ammonium homeostasis.
AUGAGGUUCAAAUUCCCUCUCCUGGCCAUUGGCCUGGAGGUUGGCAUGAUUGUUUUAUUUGCAUCAUUUGUUCAGUAUGAAAUGCAUCAGGACACUCACCAGCGAUCCAACAGCACCACGGCACCAGAUGUGGACAGAUUCAUUGAGUUAUACCCCCUCUUCCAAGAUGUGCAUGUUAUGAUAUUUGUUGGGUUUGGCUUCCUCAUGACCUUCCUGAAGAAAUAUGGCUUCAGUAGUGUGGGCAUCAACCUGUUGAUUGCUGCUCUGGGCCUCCAGUGGGGCACUCUGGUACAAGGGAUCCUGCACAGCCUUGGACAGAAAAUUCACAUUGGGAUCAAAAACAUGAUAAAUGCAGACUUCAGUACAGCCACAGUUCUGAUUUCUUUUGGAGCUGUCCUGGGAAAAAUAAGUCCAGUCCAAAUGCUGAUCAUGACGAUCAUAGAAAUUACUAUCUUUGCUGGCAAUGAGCAUCUGGUUGCUGAGGUGUUUAAGGCCUCUGACAUUGGAGCAUCGAUGACAAUUCAUGCCUUCGGGGCCUACUUUGGCUUGGCUGUAGCAGGUGUGCUGUAUCGGCCAGGCCUGAGAAGGGGGCAUGACAAUGAGGAGUCUGUGUACCACUCAGACUUGUUUGCAAUGAUUGGGACUCUUUUCCUAUGGAUAUUUUGGCCCAGCUUUAAUUCAGCCAUUGCUGAUGCUGGAGAAAAACAGUACAAGGCUGUCGUCAACACAUAUUUCUCCCUCGCUGCCUGUGUACUCACAGCCUAUGCCUUCUCCAGCCUCAUGGGGCACCGAGGCAAGCUGGACAUGGUACAUAUUCAGAAUGCAACCCUUGCUGGAGGAGUUGCUGUGGGCACUUGUGCGGACAUGGAGAUCCACCCAUGCAUCGCUAUGAUCAUUGGGAGCGUGGCAGGAAUGGUCUCUGUGAUUGGAUUUAAGUUUCUGACGCCAAUUUUUGCUACUAAACUGAGGAUCCAAGACACAUGUGGGGUCCAUAACCUUCAUGGUUUACCUGGUGUGAUAGGAGGCCUCACGGGCAUUGUGGCAGUGGCCUUGGGGGCAUCUGACAGGUCUACCCCUGCCAUGCAAGCAGCCGCUCUAGGUUCUUCCAUCGGAACAGCAGCUGUUGGAGGGCUGGUCACAGGUUUAAUUCUAAAGAUUCCUAUCUGGGGACAGCCAUCUGAUGAGAACUGCUAUGAUGAUUCUGUGUUUUGGGAGGUCCCUAGGUGGAGAGAACACGGCAAUCAUUUCCACGAGCAUAGCGGCCACAACCAGUUGGAACCUGACCUCUAAUACCAUUCUUCUGCCUCAACUUCCUUUCUCUUUAUCUACAAUAGACUCAAGUUUAAACAGACAAAAAGCAUCCAAUGAGAGUAUAGAUGGGAGUGGAAGAUCCUGAGCCCCAAAUGUUUAGUGUAAAAAUGUCUUAUAAUCUGGUGUUGUCUCUUGGUAUUCAUUGAUUGUUUAGUUGAGGAACUAUAUGACUCAUAAAACAGAUGGUCAAGACUAAGUUUGGCCAGUGGGUAGGUACAGGGUUAACGUUUGAUGUAUUCGUGUAAUUUUUCCCCAUGGAGGUAGAUUUAUAUAGAAUCAACACUUUCUACACAUGUCAGUUUCUUAAAUGUAGUUACUGUGUCUUCAGUUCCAAAAAUGAUAAAACUGGAGCCAAAGAAACAAUGAUGUAUAUAAGAAUUAUGUAUAGAAAGACUAGCCUUAGUUGCAAAUGUUUUUAUCUCAUCAAGAAAGGACAUCAAAAAAGGAAAACUACCAACUGUUAUCAUUUCUUAAAAGAAAAAGAUGAGUCCAACAUCACAAAAAUGGAAAGGACAUAGAUUCAGAAUAAAAGACAAUCAUUUCAACUGAAUAAAAUUUAACCCUCAUAAUAACAAAAUGAAAUAAAAACAAUAAAGUAUCAACACUUGUACUUAAAAAAAAAAAGACUGCAAGGAAACUCCACCUACUUUACUUUCUGAGUCGGGGUUUACAUGCCAAGCUAAUUAGUUGUCUCUAACCUUUCUCCCCCGAAUUUCCAGAGAAGCAUGCACAUACAUUCACAUGCAUCAAUACAUACAAUGUAUUCAUCACUGUACCUGUACAUAGCACAGGUUCAGAAAAAGAUAUAUAAAAAAUGUAUGUUUGUAAACCAAUAAUACAAUUGUUUUUGGUAAUGCUUUUUUGAUUUAAAAAAUGGUUGGGUUAGUAAUAUUAUGUUUUUGCUUGAAUAAUUCUUAUGCUUAAUUUCUUUUGUAUGUAUACUAUUUGCAUAAACAGCUCAAAUGCUGUCUGACUGAAGUCUAUUUUGUAUAAAAUUCCAAAGGAUUAAAUGUUAUUAUAAAAUAAAGUAUUAGUCUUUGGCUCUCCUUUCUUUGGAGGUUAAAACUCAUUUUAUCAAUAGCAACAUAGUAUUAUCUUUUAAUGAAAGUUAUGAAGGAGAAAUAAAAACAAUGUAUCCUAGAAAUCAUCCUCCAGCUUUCUGUCUGGGGAAAUCUGUUAAGUGACUCCUCCUCCCCUAAUAAUGGGGUAGGGGGAGUUUCCAGCAGAUUUCGGGCUGUUCUUAAAGUUUUGGCAGGCCAUUCUCUCACUAGCACAUGAAAUCAAGAUGGUCGUGGGUUCGGAAGUGCAUUUAAAGUAUUUGCUUAUGAACUUCCUCAGUCAGAAUAGAAAAGUAAUUAAAGUACUGUCUCAAUUUUUCCGCCUUGGAC